Molecule: messenger RNA, 853 nt
Organism: Sorex fumeus (smoky shrew)
Lineage: Eukaryota; Metazoa; Chordata; Mammalia; Eulipotyphla; Soricidae
Gene: DPCD
Product: deleted in primary ciliary dyskinesia homolog (mouse)
Exons: 6
Coding region: 86-697 (203 amino acids)
Source: RefSeq, a predicted model, not a curated record
GAACACCUUCCGGGUCAUCCGGAAGUGACCCUGGGUGGAGCGGUUGCCAUGGCAGCGGCCAGCCGCGCGGCGGAGCCGAGGAAAGAUGGCGGUGACGGGCUGGCUGGAGAGUCUGCGGGCGGCCGAGAAGACGGCGCUGCUGCAGGACGGCAGAAGGAAGGUGCACUACCUGUUUCCGGACGGGAAGGAGAUGGCUGAAGAGUAUGAUGAGAAAACCGGUGAACUGCUGGUGAGAAAGUGGCGCGUGAAAAGUGCCCUUGGAGCCUUGGGCCAAUGGCAGAUUGAGGUGGGAGAGCCAGCACCCCCAGGAGCAGGGAGCCUGGGGCCUGAACUCAUCAAGGAGAGCAGUGCCAAUCCCAUCUUCAUGCGCAAGGAUACCAAGAUGAACUUCCAGUGGCGGAUUCGCAACCUGCCCUACCCGAAAGAUGUCUAUAGUAUAUGUGUUGACCAGAAGGAGCGCUGCAUUGUCGUCAGAACCACCAACAAAAAGUACUACAAGAAGUUCUCCAUUCCUGACCUAGACAGAUACCAGCUACCCCUGGAUGAUUCUUCGCUAAGCUUUGCAUAUGCCAACUGCACCUUGAUCAUCUCCUACCAAAAGCCCAAGGAGGUCCUACUGGCAGAGUCUGAGCUGCAGAAGGAGCUGAAGAAAGUCAAGACGGCCCACAGUGGUGAUGGGGACUGCAAGACCCAGUAGGGGGGAGCCAUGAGCCUGCGCCCUCUGUGUGGAGGGUGGGUGAGACGCUGCUUCUCUCCUGAGAGACUGUGAGGCCUGGGCCUUUCUCACACUGGGGCCAGCAGUUCUUCUACUGAGGCUUGGUAAGAACAAGGCUGGGGCUAUCAGUGUCCCUCC